Chaetomium strumarium is the source of this 2757-nucleotide messenger RNA. RefSeq names its product P-loop containing nucleoside triphosphate hydrolase protein. The transcript has a single exon. NCBI's taxonomy places the organism in Eukaryota, Fungi, Ascomycota, Sordariomycetes, Sordariales, Chaetomiaceae. Bases 1 to 2757 code for a protein of 918 amino acids. Gene Ontology annotation, molecular function: RNA binding; ATP binding; helicase activity. The record is from RefSeq and is a predicted model, not a curated record. Gene Ontology annotation, cellular component: intracellular anatomical structure; catalytic step 2 spliceosome.
AUGUCCGCACAACGAUAUGCGUUCGUCCCGAUGGACGACGAGCCCGCGCCUCGUUCUAGCGAUGGUCGGAAAGACAGGGAAAGAAAGGACAGGAAACGCGAUAGAUCCAGAGACCGGUCGAGGUCGCCGCGGCGACACAAAAGCAGGCGACACGAUGGCGAUGAUUCCCCUCGACGGCGAUCCAGGUCACCACGAAGCGAUAGAGAUGGCGGUUCGAAGACCAGCCGGAGCGAUUCCCGGCGCGAGGAUCCUAAGAUGGCCGAGCUGCGGCUUAAGUCACGCCAGCAAUAUCUCGCCAAGAGAGAGGCCGAAAAGCUCGCUCUGCUACGGAAACAGGUUGCCGAAGAGACAGCGGAGCUGAGGUCUGGUGUACGCCUCUCGGAGCGGGAAAAGGCCGAGUUUGCAAAGAACCGCGAGAUUCUGCGCCUUGCCGAGGAACGCGCCCGGAUAGACGAUUAUCAGGACGGCUACCGGCUACCUGACCAGUACGGUGUCGAUAGCAAGAGGAAGGAGGAUGCCCUGUACAAGCGUCAGGUGGAACGAGACGAAUUCGGCAACGAGAGGCACGUCACAGAAUACGAGGAAUGGGAGCGCGAGCAGACAGUUAAGGCGAAAGCGCAGAUUCAGAGCCGCGAGCGGGACGACGCGGGGGAGUACGACUUUUUGCUGGAUGAAGACGCCAUCACGUUCGUCCGGGACGCGGCCAAGUAUGCGCAGCCAAAUGAUGGGUUAACACAGGAGCAGAGGAUCUUGAAAGAGAAGAUCGACGCGGCGGAAAAGGCACACAAGACUAUCCAGGAAGUCAGGAAGAGCCUGCCAGUAUAUGCGUACCGCGAUGCAUUCCUGGAUGCGAUCAAGGAGUACCAGGUCCUCAUCCUGGUCGGCGAAACAGGUUCGGGCAAGACGACACAAAUACCCCAGUACCUACACGAGGCUGGCUUUACCAAGGAUGGCAUGAAGGUCGCCUGCACGCAGCCACGUCGAGUCGCAGCCAUGAGCGUUGCUGCCCGUGUCGCUGAUGAGAUGGGGGUGAGGGUUGGACACGAAGUGGGCUACUCGAUCCGAUUCGAGGACUGCACCAGCGAGAAGACCAUCCUCAAGUACAUGACGGAUGGUAUGCUCCUCAGGGAGAUGGUCACGUCCCCAACACUCGAGGGCUACUCGGCCAUAAUGAUCGACGAGGCGCACGAAAGAACGGUGCAUACCGACAUCUUGUUAGCCCUAAUCAAGGAUCUCACACGAGCGAGGCCAGAGCUGAAGCUAAUCAUUUCGUCCGCGACGCUGAAUGCAGAGAAGUUCAGCGCAUACUUCGAUGAUGCGCCCAUCUUCAACGUUCCCGGCCGAGUCCACCCUGUGGAAGUUUACUACACGUCGGCGCCGGAGAGCAACUAUCUGGAAGCCAGCCUGGUGACCGUCUUCCAGAUCCACGCGACGCAACCCGAGGGCGGCAUCCUCGUUUUUCUCACGGGCCAGGAGGAGAUUGACCGCGCAUGCGAAAGGGUAGAGGAGAUCAAACGGAAGCUAGGCAGUCGAGUACCGGAGAUUAUAGCCCUGCCCAUCUACGCCAACAUGCCGUCGGAGCUCCAGGCCAAGAUCUUCGAGCCGACGCCUCCCGGAGCGAGGAAAGUCGUUUUUUCAACUAACAUCGCCGAGACAUCGCUGACCAUCGACGGCAUCGUCUACGUCAUUGACUGCGGGUACGUCAAAGAAAAUACCUUCAGCCCGGUUGGCACGACGGGGCAGUCAACACUAGCAGUCGUGCCCUGCUCCAGGGCCGCGGCAAACCAGCGGAUGGGCCGAGCUGGCCGUGUACGGCCGGGCAAGUGCUUCCGCCUCUACACCAAGUUCGCCUACCUUUCCGAGAUGGACGAGUCACCGACCCCUGAGAUACAGCGCACGUCACUCUCCAGCGUGGUUUUGCAGCUCAAAGCCCUUGGGAUAGACGACCUCCUCGGCUUCGACUUCCUCGACCCGCCGCCCACCGAACUCCUCAUCAAAUCGCUCAACAUGCUCUACGCUCUCGGCGCCCUCAACAGCGCCGGUGCCCUGACCCGCAUCGGGCGGCAAAUGGGCGAGUUCCCCACCGAGCCGAUGCUGGCCAAGGCUCUCAUCGCAGCCACCCAGGAAGGGUGCGUCGAAGAGGUGCUAACCAUCGUCUCGAUGCUGAGCGAGGUCGCGACCCUCUUCUUCCGCCCGAAGGACAAGAAGGUGCACGCCGACAGCGCGCGCGCCCGCUUUACGGUCAAGGAUGGCGGCGACCACCUGACGCUGCUCAACGUCUACAACCAGUGGGUCGAGGCCGACUACUCGCCCAUCUGGGCCAAGGAGAACUUCCUGACGCAGCGCUCGCUGACGCGCGCGAGGGACGUGCGCGACCAGCUGGCCAAGCUGUGCGACAGGGUGCUGGAGGGGUCGACGUCGUCGUGCGGCGGUAUCUCGAACAUGCAGCCUAUCCUGCGGGCCCUGACGUCGGCUUUCUUCCUGAACGCGGCGCGGCUGAACCGCGGGGGCGACGGGUACCGCACGCUCAAGAACAACAUGACGGUCUAUGUGCACCCCAGCAGCGUGGUCAAGUCGAUGGACCCGCCGCCCAAGGUAAUCAUCUACCACGAGCUGGUGGUGACGUCGCGCGAGUAUGUGCGGUCGGUCAUACCGAUCGAUGCGAAGUGGCUGUCAGAGUUUGGCGGGCAUUAUUAUGAUAAGAAGGACGUGGAGCUGUUGGAGCAUAAGAAAUUGCCCAAGGAGAGGAAGUAUUAA